Molecule: messenger RNA, 946 nt
Organism: Marasmius oreades (fairy-ring Marasmius)
Lineage: Eukaryota; Fungi; Basidiomycota; Agaricomycetes; Agaricales; Marasmiaceae
Exons: 11
Coding region: 53-946 (297 amino acids)
Cellular component (GO): mitochondrion
Molecular function (GO): zinc ion binding; oxidoreductase activity
Source: RefSeq, a predicted model, not a curated record
CCUACUUAAAGCUCACCCUCAAGUCCAUUAUUGCUAUCCUGAUUGUUCCAAGAUGCGCGCUGUAGUGGUGAAAGAACUCGCCCAUCAUACCAAGAUUCCGAUAACGAAGGAUGCACCAGAACCUCAAACAUCCGAAAACCAGCUUUUGGUAGACGUCUAUAGCACGGGCCUCAACUUUUUCGAUAUUCUACAAGCACAAGGAAAGCACCAGAGUAGACCUCAACUUCCCUUCGUUUUGGGUACAGAGUUUGCAGGCAGAAUUUCGAGGAAUUCUCCAAUUCCGAAGGGGUGCAAGUUCAACAGAGGGGACCGCGUCUUCGGGGCGGGUCAGGGUGCUUUCGCGGAUAAAGUUGCUGUCUAUCCGGAGCAGCUGCUCCCACUUCCCGAUAUACUUACUUACGAUGAAGGGGCCGGCCUCUACGUGACGUGGCCCACAAGUUAUGAGGGUUUGGUUGGUCGCGCAAACAUGAAACCAGGUGAAUGGGUACUGGUUACAGCCGCAGCGGGAGGUGUUGGGAUUGUGGCAGUACAACUGGCAAAACUCCUCGGUGGGAAGGUCAUUGCGGCUGCUGGAUCCAAUGAAAAGAUGGAGGUGGCAAAACGUUUCGGCGGUGCUGACUUUGUUGUGGAUUACACAAAACCUGGUUGGCAAAAAGAAGUUUCGAAAAUAACAGGGGGCAAAGGCGUCGAUGUCGUUUAUGACCCUGUUGGACUCAUUCAAGAUACGUUUAAAUGCAUCGCUUGGAAGGGUCGUGCUGUUGUCGUCGGUUUUGCCGGUGGGGACAUAGAAAAGGUUCCAACGAAUCUUAUCCUUCUCAAGAACAUAUCUGUUGUGGGCCUUCAUUGGGGAGCGUAUCGAAUCCACGAGCCCGGUCAAAUGGACACUGUGUGGCACGACAUCCUAGAACUUCUCAAGUCCGGAUAUCCGAUGCCAUGUCGGCAUUAG